UGGCGGCCUCCUUGCACCACGUGACAGCGAGGAUCCUCAGCACCGGGUUAUCUGCCUUCGAUUUGAUUAGAAAUCAACUCCUGUAAAUUUUCUUCUCGGGAAAGGUCAUGGCCUUCGACCUGAAGAAGGAGGAAGAUGUCAAGGACUUCAUCCAAAACCUAGGGAUUGAAUACAGGCUGGGUUGCUACAAUGAAAAAAAUCCCGAAGCAUGCCAUCUCCUUGGUGACUACUUGGAGGCCAUUAAGAAGGACUUUGAGAGAGCAGGUAAAGUAUAUCGCAGCAACUGCGAUGAUUACAAGUUCCACAAGAGCUGCCACAAGUUUGCCAAUUACCAACUGCUUGGUCGGGGUUGCAAGCAGGACGAGAAAAGUGCAUUCACAUACUAUGACAAAGCUUGUGGACUAGGCAACAGUGAUUCAUGCUUCAACUUGGGUCUAAUCUGCUCAUCCAAAACCUUUGAGGCUGCACAACCCCAAAAUUAUACCUUGGGACUCAAAUACUUGGACAAGGCAUGUACAAUGGGACAUGCUGGUGCAUGUUAUCAUGCAGGAGCUCUGCACAUCCUUGGGACAACAGAUAAGACAGUCCCACAGGACAUGAAGAAGGCAUUUGAAUACAGUAUCAAGGGAUGUGACCUUGGGAACAUGUAUGCAUGUGCCAAUGCAAGCCAGAUGUACCUGAAGGGAGAAGGGGUGGAGAAAGAUGACAAGAAGGCCCAGGAAUACAAAGCUAAGGCAUUGGACUUUCAGGACCAGUACAAGCAUCAGUUCCAGAUUGAAUUCCAGCAGGGCCUACAAGAAAAAUGAUGUGUUCCCUG
Messenger RNA from Darwinula stevensoni, 817 nucleotides. The record is from the annotation of a GenBank genome assembly. Lineage: Eukaryota; Metazoa; Arthropoda; Ostracoda; Podocopida; Darwinulidae.